Aspergillus caelatus is the source of this 370-nucleotide messenger RNA. RefSeq lists its product as uncharacterized. The coding region runs from base 5 to 244 and encodes 79 amino acids. NCBI's taxonomy places the organism in Eukaryota, Fungi, Ascomycota, Eurotiomycetes, Eurotiales, Aspergillaceae. The transcript is spliced from 2 exons. The record is from RefSeq and is a predicted model, not a curated record.
UGUCAUGCAUUCAAGCACGCUGCUGCCGUUAACACAACUCCCUUCUUCGCUUCCCUUGGGAUCUACAGCACCUAAAACCCAACCUUCUUAUUGUGACCCCGUCAAAGGAACAACUUACUACGGGGUCAACACAAAAUGCUCCGUCGCAAUGGCAAGAAAAGCUCCUGCGAGCCUUGUCGGAAGUCGAAGAUCAAAUGUGACCAUGAGUUCCCCAUAUGUCAAAGAUGUCAAUAUCGUGGCAUGACUACAAGUUGUGUUUAUCAUCCAGCGCCAAUGACUCGGCCAAAUUCUCUGCAGCAUCGUCGUCCUCAGGACCUUCAAAGACUGUCGCAGCUCAUUCCGUCCCCUACACCUGGUAGGGACAGUAUCA